AAGCAUUUUAUAUGCUACACUAAGGUCAUGCCUUGUUUUACGUUGCGCCCAUUUUGUGUCAGUUGUAUAUUUUUUUAUACCAAAAUUUUAUAGACUAUUGAGAUAUGAACAAGUUAAUUUAGGUGUAGUAAAUGUCUUUCUUUAUGGAUAUAUCCACCCUUUGAAUCCAGUGUUGAAACCUUCUUUCUAGUUGGCAAUGAGUUUAAAAUCCAAGAAGGGAUUUUACCCAUUUUUGGGUAAGAAGAGCAAUUAUCCGUUACUGGUGGCUUUUUUACUUUUAAUGUGUGGCACCGGGGGAGCGACGGUCACAGAAAAGGAGCCAGAGCGACCGAAAGGACUCAAUAACCCAGCGGUCAAGACUCUAACGACCGAGGAUGGUGAUAUUAUCGAUUGUGUGGAUAUCUACAAGCAACCUGCCUUCGAUCAUCCACUACUCAGAAACCAUACGAUCGAGAUGAGGCCUAGUUUUAUUCCAAGGGUAGCGGAAGGCAACGGUUCCCUCAGAUUUUUGACGCGACAGAUUUGGCAAAAGAACGGAAGCUGCCCUGUAGGAACAAUCCCCGUUCAAAGGAUUCGAGAAACGAACUUUACUAGGAUAAGUGGCGCCUCAAAAAACUUCAGUUCGGAUGCAGAGUUUGCCAAUUGCAGAGUAGAGAUUGCUCGAGUAGAGAAUCAUAGAGGCGGCCCCCAUUUUGGAGCACAAGGUACCAUUAGCGUGUGGAAUCUAGAUGUGAUGAUGAUGGAAUGGAGCUUAAACUCAGUUACUCUGUUUGAUGUUCACGACUCCUUUAUGGAAGCUGGAUGGGCGGUUGGCCCAAUUUUAUUUGAAGAUGUUAAACCGCGAUUAUUUGUCAAUUGGCUGGAUACAUCUGCUGACAUGGGCUGUUUUAACCUAAGAUGUCCCGGUUUUGUCCAAGUAUCAAACUGGAUCGUGCUUGGGGGAGUCCUACCGAAGAUCUCAACGUUCGACGGGGACCAAUUUUCCUUCACCUUUACAACCUAUUAUGUAUAAUUGUUUCUCUAUCUGACAGCGAAUCAUAUCAAAAUCCUAAAAUCCUAAUUCUUAAAUUGAUAUUAUGG
Molecule: messenger RNA, 1080 nt
Organism: Asparagus officinalis (garden asparagus)
Lineage: Eukaryota; Viridiplantae; Streptophyta; Magnoliopsida; Asparagales; Asparagaceae
Exons: 6
Coding region: 197-1012 (271 amino acids)
Source: RefSeq, a predicted model, not a curated record